Molecule: messenger RNA, 1197 nt
Organism: Moesziomyces antarcticus
Lineage: Eukaryota; Fungi; Basidiomycota; Ustilaginomycetes; Ustilaginales; Ustilaginaceae
Product: epressed protein
Exons: 1
Coding region: 1-1197 (398 amino acids)
Source: RefSeq, a predicted model, not a curated record
AUGUCGUCGUACGCGUUCCAGAGCCCUCGGGCGCAAGCGUCAUCGGCGUUGCCUCCCAACCACCAUCCAUACGAGCACGAAGCGUACUCGCACCACCAUUCCGAGCAGUACGCGCCCUACUCUGGCUAUCCCGAUCAGCACGCAGGUGACCACGCCAAUCUUGGCGACAGCUACGACAGCAACCCAUCGCGCCCGCUCGACCGAGGACGCCGCAACGACGACCGCGACGACGAUAACCACGACUACGCAGACACGCGCGCCGACAACAUGACGUCCGAAAAGGCCGACUAUGGCGGACCGUACGCCGCCAAGCGCGCGAGCGGCAACAGCAUCUGGACCAAGGACGACAAGCGGGCGUUGGCGUCGCGCAGCGUGCCCGCCAAGAUUGCGCGCGUGCUGAUCGGCAACAUCAUCCUGGCGCUGAUCAUCAUCGUGUCGAUCAUCUGCCUGAUCGUCAUGUUCCUGCGUCCGCCCAACGUGGCCAUCUCGGGCGUGAGUGUGCCGAGCCAGUCGGGCGUGACGUACGAGAACGGCGCAUUCGCAUUCAACGUGAGCGUCGACAUUUCGGUGAGCAACCCGAACUCGAUCUCGGCGAGCAUCAAGAAGCUGCAGGCGACGGCGUACGACUCGCAGGACCAGUCGAGCGCACUCGGCCACGGCAUCGUGCGCGACCAAAAGAUCCAACCCAACGCCAACACCACGGUGGUGUUCCCCUUCCAGAUCAAGUACGACCAGACGCAGGAUACGGAUCUGAGCAUUCUGCGCAACAUUGCUGCCGACUGCGGCCUGAAUCUGUUCGGCGGCUCGUCGAGCGGCAGUUCGGGCGACCUGAGCUUCCUGUUCAAGAUCGAGGUGGACGUCGAGGUGCUCAGCAUCACGGUGCCCGUCAACUUCAACAAGAACGUCUCGUUCCCCUGCCCACUCAGCGGCUCGAGUGUGCAGGGCAUCCUGAGUGGAUUGGGCAGCGCGCUCACUGGCAGCGCACGUCGGUGGCUGGAUGGCGAUGCGCAAGAAGAACACGAGAGCUUCCCCGCCGCACUCGUGCGUCGAGAGCUGGCCAAGACCAACGUGGUCGACCUGGCCAACAAGUGGGAGCGCGACGUGAGUGCGGCCGAAGUGGUGGGUGCGAUUGCCGACGGGCUCGUGAGGCGCUACUCGCCGCUCACGCCCAACGACGACCAUCACGAGGUGCUCUGA